AAUGAGGGUAUAAAUACCGCCAAAGUUUUCUUCUUAUGGCAACCAAUUGGUGUUUUUGUUAGAAUUUAUUCUGUAUCAUUUAUUUAAAAUUUUGGAAUUGAAUUGGUAAAAGAAUAGGUUUCAGUAGAAAUUAUCAUCAAAUACCAAACAAGCUGGUUAAAAUAUAUUUCACAAGGAACGUCGGUCAUCGUUACUGCGCAGGAGAGCUCUUUAUGAACCUUACCCCUUGCACAGUGAUCUGACCUUGCUUUGUGUAGCAUGGCUGCAAGAAAUGUCAGGUUCCCCCUACAAAGGCUCGUCAAAACAGUAAACCAGUUGAAACCGAACUCUGCAAUGGCUACUCAGGCGAGGGACAUUUCCGCAAACUUUAAUGCGAGAAACGACAUCAUGCUACCGAAAGGCACCUUUGAAGGCAAAGUUGCAUUUGUCACAGGGGUAAAUGUCAUCUAUAUAUUUCUUAUUACUGUUAUUAUAGCAAAGAUACAUAGCAAAAAACAUGUGACAACUAGAUGUGUUGGUAAUCAAGCAGCCACAGUUAAAAAGUGUUUUCUUGAUCCCAAUAUACAUGGUAGGCUAAAGCUCACUGACUGGUUGGCUAAAAGUAUUUUCCAAAUUAUCUGUUUCAGGAGAUAUGAUGUAUUGAAGAAAACGGCUGAUGAAAUUUCAGGCGAAACUGGGAAUCAGGUGUUUGCCGUUCAAGGUGAUGUUAGAGAUCCAGAAUCUGUAAAGGCAGCAUUGGAUGCAGUAGAAGCUGAGCUUGGAUUGCCAAAUAUUGUCAUUAACAAUGCAGCUGGAAACUUUAUCUCCCCAUUUGAGAGAUUAUCUCCAAACGCAUUUAAGACUGUCAUUGACAUUGUACUUAAUGGAACUGCAAAUGUGACACUUGAUGUAGGCAAGAGACUUAUAAAGGCUAAGCAAGGGGCAAAUUUUCUCAGUAUAUCAGCAAUAUAUGCAACAUCCGGAUCUGGUUUUGUAGUGCCUUCUGCAGCAGCCAAGGCGGGAGUAGAAGCAAUAACAAACUGAAGUCAGUUGCACACUUACCUUGGAAGGCAUUCAUGUACAAGGCCUUCAACACUUUUAUUGAUGACAUAUUUGCAUUUAUCAUCACAAUGCCUACAGCUCACAGACUAGCCUGUUUCAGAGAUGAUGUUGUUUUUAUGAUCUACCUUUAUCAGAGAUGGUUAUACCCAAUUGACAAGUCCAGAGUAAAUGAAUUUGGAAUGUCAUAUGAAGAUCAAAAGGAAAAGAAGGAAUAGAUUGUAUUUUACAUUUUUCCCCAAAAAUUUAUUGUAGUCUCUUGAAAAAUUAUUGUUAAGAAAAUUGUUUUAUCUGAUAAUAAUCCAUGAACUUCUUAAGUUGCAAAAAUUGGUGACCUUUUGUCUCUAAGUAUUACUUUACAAAAACAAGAAUUUGUUCUGUUUUUGACACUGCAAUUUUUUUAUUGGCUCUUAGGAUAUUAAAGUGCAUUUGCAUUAUUGUUGGGAAUCAUAAGGACUUCUUGGUAUGUAAUCAAAUUGUCAUCAGAAAAGUAGCAGUUAGCUUUGAAACUAGAGGUAGGAGCAAAAAUAAGAGCUAUUUGGAGGAGUUUUGACAGGACCAACUCUUGACAUAAAAGGACAGAUGUUUGUUGAUGUAUUCAAAAAACCAAGUUUACCUUAGCAGGAAUCAGGAUAAACUUUUUCAAGUCCACAUAUUCUUCAGACCAACAGUUUAAAUUAUUGGGGGAGAGGGUGUGACUGCCAAUAAUUUGUGCCUUGGGAUCUAGGUGUAGCAUCCAAAAUCAAACUGGAAUGUGCUUGCCAGGGAAAUACUUCACAUGAAUCAGAUAAUUAUUGGUUUGCCACAUGAAAACACAUAAAGGCAAAAAUAUAAAUGGAACCAAUCAUGUUUGGAAUGAAGAUUGAUAAUUUCCCAAUUGUAGUUUCUCUAUUGAUCAAUUUCUUGAAGAUCAAGAUAAUGACAGAACAAAAAAGGAUGACUGCAUUUUAUCGCAAUUUGAAAAUUGGCUCAAUCCAUGUUGCAAAUGUUUUGUCCUGAACAACAAGGUCAUAUUGUAAGGGCAACAAUGCAUUGUACAGGUGGACUCCUUGUGAAACAUUACAACAAGAAAUUUUAAGCAAUUCAGAAUUACAUCCACUGGCAGAAACAAAUUGCUUUGUAUCAAAGAGAUAUAUGAGCUUAACCACCCUUGUGCACAUCCAUGAACACCAUAAUGCUCUAAUUUACAAUACAAAAUGUUAUGAUAAACAGUGUCAUCGCCUUUUGUAGAUCAAUGAAGAUAAUCCAGCCAAUCUUUUUAUUAUAAAGUGUAUUCUUUACAGUCCUUUCAGACUCACUAGACCAUGAGCAAUUGAAUGAUUUUAUUAAAACCCAUAAAACCCAUUGUAGUGAGAAGAGAACACCAUGUAUCACAAGGAAUCUAUAGUCUCUUGUACAUUAACAUUCCAUAAAUUUGCUUGAGGCUGAUUUAAAAGAAGUUGGACUAUAGUUUGAUGGUAUCUUGGGAUUUCCUUUUUGAACUAUGAAAUCACCUUGCCUAUCUUAAUUGAGUUAAUCAUGAAAAAUACAAGAUAAGCAGCAUAUCAAAAAAUAAAAGAGACAAAUACCACAAGCAGACAAGAAAAUAAAUGAAAAAUACAAUAUUUACUAGACAAGAGUUCUUUUUAAUCUUUUAUACAUAAUCUGCCCAUAGGAUUUUUUUGCUUAAUAUGGGAUCUAGAAAGUCAUCACUGCUAUAAAAUCCAGCACUCUGUUCGCAAUAUGGGAACCUCAGUUACCAUCCUCUGUCAAAUGCAUCCAAUCCAAAGGAAACUGACUUUUCAGUAAACGCUUUAUUUUUCCAAUGGUGUGUAAUUCAGCAGCUUCUCGAUCAGAUCGACGUGAGCAAGCAACAUUCUCCGACAGCAAUAUCUUUUAAGGCCAAGCGAAUCAAGGGCUUCACCUUCAGAGAACUCUGACUGCAACAGACCAAGAUAACUUUCCCAUUUAUUUCCAAUUACUUUACCACAAGUAAAACACCUGAUUGGUAUGAUCAUGGUUCAAGUUAUCUCUUUCGGUAACGGCUUGUAUGAGUAUGAAGAAACUUUUUAACGGGAAAUAUUAAGGAUCAGCAAUGUUGAUUCAGUGCAGUUCCUUGGCUUAAACCUUCAGAAAAUAUCCUUCUUCAAUUUAUUAUUUAUUUUUUCCAGUUGUCUCUAUU
Molecule: messenger RNA, 3199 nt
Organism: Rhopilema esculentum
Lineage: Eukaryota; Metazoa; Cnidaria; Scyphozoa; Rhizostomeae; Rhizostomatidae
Source: RefSeq, a predicted model, not a curated record